Drosophila ananassae is the source of this 1559-nucleotide messenger RNA. Its product is annotated as CKLF-like MARVEL transmembrane domain-containing protein 3. The record is from RefSeq and is a predicted model, not a curated record. The coding region runs from base 571 to 1101 and encodes 176 amino acids. The transcript is spliced from 3 exons. Gene Ontology annotation, cellular component: membrane. NCBI's taxonomy places the organism in Eukaryota, Metazoa, Arthropoda, Insecta, Diptera, Drosophilidae.
UCCCGCGGUCUGCAAUAUUUUGAUCAGGGGACCCAUGAAUCCAUUCAACCCAGUUCGUUCAGUUCGCUUCGGUCGAUGCGGUGGCUCCACAGUCAGUUCAGUUAGCAGUACAAGUUAGUCGUCAGACGUCCGCCGUGGUCAGAGCAACGAACGGAUUGCCAAGUGCUAACUACCAGAUACAAGAUACAAGAUACAACUCAGACGCAGAUACACAAACACGGAUACAUAUAUAUAUAUAUAUACAUAUAUAUAUGUACAUAUAAAUAUUUGCUUUUUUUUUUGAAUAAGCAACGCGCGAGGGUGUCAUAUACUGCUAGUAGUACCUACCUAUAGAGACAUUGCCGAUCGGCCAGCGAACAUAUAGACAGCGAGCGAGUGGAUAUUUUUUUACUUAUUUUUUGUGACAACCGCGCGACAAGUGUUUAAAAAUAGUUGCCCAGCUAAGACUAAACUCCCCCAGUCACUUAGCCACUUAGCCACUUAGCCACCUAGCCACCUAGCCACUUUAGCCGCUCUGUCUGUCAGUCUGUCAGGUUAGCCCAUCAUCAGUCACUAAAAAACAGCAACAAUAUGGUCGAGACCGUGGUCAAUAUUGAACGCACAACAACAACAACAACAAAUGGACCACCCGGAGGCGGUAAUCCCUCCAGCGAAGGAGCAUCCUGGGGAGCUAUCCGUCUAAAUACUGACUAUUACCGCACUAUUCCGGGAAUUUUAAAACUUGUUCAGUUCGUGGUGGGCAUCAUCUGCAUGGCCCUGGCCUCUCCGCCCCUGACCUCGGCCACCUCGUUCUUCAUGUUCGUGAUCGUGGUCUCGUUCAUCAUCACCAUCCUGCUCAUCUUCGCCUACUUCCUGGGCAUCCGUGAGGCCCUCAACGUCUCCGUCAACUGGGUAUUCUUGGAGCUGAUCACCACCGCUGUACUGACGCUGUUGUACUUCAUCGGGUUCAUUGUCCAGCUGGCCAGGUGGUCGGAUGUGCGAGACACUCCGGGCACGGGAUCCAACAUAGCUGCCGGCGUCUUCGGGCUGUUCAACUUCCUGGCCUAUGCGGCGGGCACGUACUUCCUGUUCUUGGCGCACCGGUCGGGAGCCACCCACUAAGUCCGAAGUCCGAAGGAUCAGCUAUCAGGACGAACCCCAGGACGGAACUUAGUGUAGAAUUACUUCUAUUUGUUAACAGAUUAAGUGUAAUUUCGUCCGUUUUUCAUUUUUUUUUGUUUGUUAUUUAUGCGAGGACAGAGGACAGUGGACAGAGGACAUAGUUGAACUGAAGGACAUCCGGAAUGGAGAGCUCAAUGGAACUUCGCGACUUGAUAUGUUUUUAAUGUUAUUUUUUAAUGCCCUAACUUAUAAUGCCGAUGCUAAAGCUUAAGAUUAAAGUCACCCGAAGAAUCACAGGAUCUCAGUUUUCCCCAUUAGGGGAACUGGGAAAGGAUAAUGGCUGUUCCUCGACAGACAUCCUCGACACACAUAUGCACAAAAUAAAUAAAUAAAUGAAUACAAAAAUUAAAUAGUAACGGCAGAGAGUCAAGUUCAAUAAAUUAUUUGUAUUUUCUCAA